AUGGACAACCACGCACCUCCAGACGCGUUCCUUCCGGUCAUCUUAACAUCUAAGCAGGCCAUUGAAGACAUAUCUACUGUGUACUCCUGCUUAGAACGAUUCCCUCCUUCGAACACGGAGUAUCUUCCGAACUUUCGAGACCUAGACUUGAUCCAUGACAAAAUAUCAGUGUUACAUGGGAGCGACAGCGACUUUCUCGUGUACAAUGAUGCUCACGAGAGAGCCCACACGGAGGUCACCUUUGCCUUAGCGGGUUACAUAUCCGCUUUCGAUUUACCAGGACGCGGAGUAUUUCAACGAGAGUUGCAUAAACCUCAUACCUUGAAACAACGUGUCACGAUUGUAGCACCAGAGUCAUCUGGAUUCGACCUCUCGAUGGACGCAUUGACAUCGCUCGGUUCAUAUCUCGAGCAAUUCUCAACCGAGGGUCCUAACUUACACUUCAAGCCAAGGAAAGUACUCAAUCUGAGCGCCCUGGAGGCACGUUGCAACCUCUUUAGUCGUCAAGAAGAAAGCGUCAACCAUCCACUGUGCAACCUACCGACGUACAUGGAUCCCAAGGGAAAGUUGGCGGCUCAAAUCCGAAGACGGUCAUAUUGUCACACGACGGACAACGUCGUGCAGUAUGCAGAGUCGGAUAGACCUGUAACAAAGGAGCACGGCCAACUUGUUGUCCUAAACGUCGUCGUUCGACUGGUCAAGGCGAAUACGAGCAGACAGUUCUCUCGGAUGGUCGAGAUAGUCCUUCGAAAGCUAGUGUUAGUAGGAAGGACACAAGAACUGUCCUUGAUGAAGCUCCGUCAGGCCGAGAAAAGACGGGCGGCAUCGAUGACAGUAGUCGGAGACACCAUUACCUCGUCCAAGGGGCCAUUAAAAAGGGUCGUCGAGCAAAUAGAGACGAAAGAAGAAUAUGCGAGGGCAAGACUUGCAUCGAUGAGAAUGGAUGAAGAUGACGUUUUCGAAACCCACGGCAGAGCCGCAGAGCUGUCUGUGAUCGUCGCAUAA
Stereum hirsutum FP-91666 SS1 is the source of this 1005-nucleotide messenger RNA. RefSeq lists its product as uncharacterized. Bases 1 to 1005 code for a protein of 334 amino acids. The transcript has 5 exons. The record is from RefSeq and is a predicted model, not a curated record. NCBI's taxonomy places the organism in Eukaryota, Fungi, Basidiomycota, Agaricomycetes, Russulales, Stereaceae.